CGUUGCCUACGCUGCUCUGCGAGGCUCGGAGUCAGCUUCAGUCAACGUCGGACCCACUGUCGUGUGCAUAAGAUACCCGUCCGAGCCUUAGGUUCGAAGAUUCCGAGGCUCUUGAUGGGUUUUCCCGCUCAUUUACACACUCUUAUUACUUAGCCGAGUGGAUAAAAAGGGUAGUAUCAGACACUCUCUUCGCAGCUUCCAACUCUUUGUGUAAUAGUUUUAUGGUGAUCCCCGUUCUUCUUGUUCAUGGCUAGGGCUUGGCUUAUUGAUAGUAGAGGACUUGCAAAAAAGGUGAAAAAUGCUGGUCUGCCAGCUGCAUAUCAAAUCAAAGAUUGUGGAGCGAAUCGGCAAUGCCCCAAUUGCCAGCAUCUAAUUGAUAACAGUGAUGUUUCUCAUGAAUGGCCUGGCCUGCCUGCCGGGGUAAAAUUUGAUCCAUCUGAUGUUGAGCUGUUAGAUCAUUUGGCAGCAAAACGUGGGGUGGGAAAUUUAAAGCCCCACAUAUUUAUUGAUGAAUUUAUUCCAACGCUGGAAGGUAUUGAGGGGAUUUGUUACACUCACCCUGAAAAUCUUCCUGGAGUUAAAAAAGAUGGAAGCAGCGUCCACUUCUUUUAUAAAAUAGUUAAUGCAUAUGCUAGUGGUCAGAGGAAGCGCCGGAGAAUCCAAGAUCAAGAAAGCCUGAUUAACGCACACGUUCGUUGGCACAAGACAGGGAAAACCAAACCAGUGAUGGAAAACGGAGUUCAUAUAGGUUUCAAGAAAAUCAUGGUUCUGUAUGCAACUUCAAAGACGGGAUCCAUGCGGACCAAGCCUGAUAAAUGCAACUGGGUUAUGCAUCAGUUCCAUCUCGGAACAGACGAAGAUGAACAAGAAGGAGAAUACGUGGUUUCAAAAAUCUUUUAUCAGCUGCCGAAAGAGACUGAUGACAAAAAUGGAACUUCUUUGGUAAUUGAAGAACCUGAUAUAGGCACAGCUCAAGUAAUUCCUAGGACUCCUAAGACAAACACUCCUGAUCCUCCUCGGGCAGAGAAAACUCCGCCUUCUGAUUGUGGCUCGGAUAAUUAUUUCAUACAGGCACUUGUCAAGGAAGAGGACUAUCUCAAGGAACUGUCUCCUCGUUCUUGUGGCUCUUGGUUGGGGGAUGAAAUGCAGUACACGACGUGCUUGGCUGGAAACUCUGAAGCCUUUUAUUUAAGCAGAGCUGACUCCCUGUUAUGCAACGAGAUACUCGAUCCUUACGCUGCGUCGGGAAAUCUAAGAUCAAAAAAUGGCUCAUCAACUCAUCUUGGUGAUGUACAACAAAGAGAUGGCAAUUCUUCCUGUGGAAUUGGUGAUCUUGACAACUUAGACCUGGAUACUCCACCAGAUUUCCAGCUUACUGAUUUGCAGUUUGCCUCUCAAGACAGCGUGUUUGAUUGGUUGGACCGAUUUUAGACAGACAAAAAGGUUCACAGCCUUUGAUUCAACAUGGGAAUCUCAUGAUUUUGCAGAAAAGGAGUUGUGGAGGACAUUUUCUUACCAUAUCACAAUUGUAUUCUCCAAGAAUUGAAUUUUAUUAAUAUUGUCUGAGAAAAGUGAAUUUUAUUUGAUAUGUAAGUUCACGUGGUUGAUAUAUUAACUUCAAUUGGGAGAUCA
Molecule: messenger RNA, 1632 nt
Organism: Sesamum indicum (sesame)
Lineage: Eukaryota; Viridiplantae; Streptophyta; Magnoliopsida; Lamiales; Pedaliaceae
Product: SUPPRESSOR OF GAMMA RESPONSE 1
Biological process (GO): regulation of DNA-templated transcription
Cellular component (GO): nucleus
Molecular function (GO): transcription cis-regulatory region binding; DNA-binding transcription factor activity
Source: RefSeq, a predicted model, not a curated record